Leptidea sinapis is the source of this 1753-nucleotide messenger RNA. It is a transcript of the gene CysRS-m, whose product is annotated as probable cysteine--tRNA ligase, mitochondrial. Gene Ontology annotation, cellular component: cytoplasm. The transcript has a single exon. The coding region runs from base 108 to 1631 and encodes 507 amino acids. Gene Ontology annotation, biological process: cysteinyl-tRNA aminoacylation. The record is from RefSeq and is a predicted model, not a curated record. NCBI's taxonomy places the organism in Eukaryota, Metazoa, Arthropoda, Insecta, Lepidoptera, Pieridae. Gene Ontology annotation, molecular function: ATP binding; cysteine-tRNA ligase activity.
UCACAAUACAAUAUACAUAGAAAAUAGCUCUUGCCUCUUAUCAUCUCUUAAGCUUAACAUUGUUUUUAUAUGUGGUUUUAGGUUUAAAGUUAUUAUUUGUAAAAACAAUGAGACAGUUUCUACUGAUAAAAAGAAAUUUGUCUCAUGUAUGUAAAUUGAAACCGUAUAAAGAUACAAAAUGGUUAAUGCCAGAUGGGAAUCCAACAGGUAUUUACAUUUAUAGUUGUGUAGCUGGAGAUCGGGUGCCUGUUAUUCUUAAGGAUCCAACAAUAGCUACAUGGUAUUCUUGUGGUCCGACAGUUUACGACUCCACACACAUUGGACAUGCCAGUUGCUACGUGAAACUAGAUAUCAUUCAAAGAAUACUCAAAUCUUUUUUCAACAUAAAGCUUGUUUCUGCUAUUGGUAUCACGGAUAUAGACGACAAAAUAAUUAAAAAGUCGCAGCAAUUAAAGACAGAUUACCAAACCAUUGCAAAACAAUAUGAGCAAGAGUUUUGGUUGGACAUGGCAAAUUUAAAUGUUGAUAAACCAAUGAUAAUUGCCAGAGUUUCAGAGCACAUUAAUAGUAUAGAAAAUUUUAUUAAAAAUCUUAUUGAUUCCAAUAUGGCAUAUGUGGUUGAGGAUAGUUCUGUAUAUUUUGAUACAUCUAAAUUUCCAUUGUAUGGUAAGUUACAGCAAGUACAGGAGAAUGGUGAACCUAGUGAUGAAUUUAAACGAAACAAAAUGGACUUUGUAUUGUGGAAAGGCCAAAAACCAGGUCAACCAAGUUGGAAGACUAGUUGGGGAGAAGGUAGACCUGGUUGGCAUAUUGAAUGUUCUGCAAUGGUGAGUAAAUUAUUUGGCUCCCAACUUGACUUUCAUGCUGGAGGAAUUGAUUUAAAGUUUCCACAUCAUGAAAAUGAAGAAGCACAGUCAUGUGCUUUUCAUAACACAAACCAAUGGGCAAAUUAUUGGAUCCAUGUUGGACACUUGAACUUGAAAGAUAUCAAAAUGUCUAAAUCAAUACAGAAUACUAUAUCUAUACCAAGUCUUUUAGAAAAAUACAGUGCAGAUACAUUUAGAAUGGCUUGUCUAUUAUCAAACUAUAAACACCCCAUGGAGUACAGUGAUGACAUGAUGAAGAUGGCACAAGAUAUUGUUAUGAAGAUCAAGUUCUUCUUAAAAGAUUCAAAUGUUUAUGUAAAUAAAACAAUGUCAGAUAGAGCAACAUAUAACUACAAAUUAUUAAAUGAAUUACAAAUGACUGAAGAGAGAAAUCUUGAGGCUCUCAAAGCAGAUUUUGACACAGCAACAUGUGUUAACUCAUUGCUCAAUCUUAUAAGCAGUGCUAAUACAACAAUAAAAUUAAAUAAAAAUGAAUACUGCCCAGUGUCUGUAACACUCAUAGCAAAUUAUAUUGUCGAUAUGUUGACAAAAUUUGGCUUAAAGUUGGUUGAUAGUUCGGAGGAGAAUAUAUCCAGUUCUGUAGUUGAUACUUUGGUGGAUUUCAGGCAUCUUGUAAGAAAAAAUGCAAUACAGGGUAAAAAUAAAGAACUGUUAACGGCUUGUGAUAUUGUAAGAGAUAGAAUGAAGUGUGUUAAAAUUCAAAUCAAUGAUUCAGAUACACCAUCUUGGAUUUAUGUUAAAUAGCAUAGUAUAUAUUUCAUUAGUUAAUAUAUAUUUGUAAAUAUGUUUUAUACUGUUUAUAAUAAUCAUACAACUGUUAUAUAAUUAACCUUGAUAAGUGAUAAAUCUCCAAAAUUUGAACCAAA